This is a messenger RNA of Budorcas taxicolor (takin), 2191 nucleotides long. RefSeq names its product DEAD-box helicase 59 (gene DDX59). The record is from RefSeq and is a predicted model, not a curated record. Gene Ontology annotation, molecular function: nucleic acid binding; ATP binding; RNA helicase activity. Lineage: Eukaryota; Metazoa; Chordata; Mammalia; Artiodactyla; Bovidae. The coding region runs from base 145 to 2007 and encodes 620 amino acids. The transcript has 8 exons.
AGCAGGGUCGCGGAUUGGCGGCCGCGCUCGCGCCGCCUCGGUUCCGCUUGCGGGACGGCAGUUCCGAGCUCUCCCCGCUCGCGUGCGGCCGCGCCUUCCUCACCCGCCCCCUCGACCUUUUCGGAGACUUGAGAGUAUUGAAGGAUGUUCGUUCCAAGAUCCCUGAAAAUCAAGCGGAACGCUAACGAUGACAGUGGAAGUUAUGUAGCCAAGAAAGUGAAACCCGAGGCAGAAGACCGGGGGCUGGAUGCAAGUGGGGAUGGUCUCGCCGAUGCCUCGGGUACCAAAGGGGCUGCCGCAGCGGCCCACCAGGGGGCCCAACCGCGCCCUAUCCCUGGGCCUACUGGCCCAGUGUCCGAAGGGACUCUGCCCGACUCCGAGCCAGGGACACAGGCUGGCGAUCUCCCCGAAGAGCCGGUGAAGUCCUUCUCCAAAACCCAGCGGCAGGCCGAGCCCGGGGAGCCGGUAUGCGUGGUGUGCGGGCGGUACGGCGAGUACGUGUGCGACGAGACGGACGAAGACGUGUGCAGCCUGGAGUGUAAAGCGAAGCACCUGCUGCAGGUGAGGGGCGCGGAAGCGGCGUCCCAGCCGAGCCGUCCCCAGAAAGCGGGCUCCGAGCCGGCGGCGCCGGGCCCUGCCCCCUACGUCUACACCGAGCACGCCUUCGUCGCGCACCUUCGGGAGGACCAGAUUGAGACCCUCAGGCGGCAGCUGGGGAUCACGGUCCGAGGCCGAGGCGUCCCCAGGCCCAUCGUUGACUUUGAGCACUGCGGCUUCCCCGAGGCCCUAAACCGCAACCUGAAGGCCUCCGGUUACGAGGUGCCCACUCCCAUCCAGAUGCAAAUGAUUCCGGUGGGCCUUCUGGGUAGGGACGUGCUGGCCAGCGCCGACACCGGCUCCGGGAAAACGGCCGCCUUCCUGCUUCCGGUCAUUGUGCGAGCUCUGUCUCAGAGCAAAUCGCCGUCGGGGCUGGUCCUCACGCCCACACGGGAGCUGGCCAUCCAGAUCGAGCGGCAGGCCAAGGAGCUGAUGAGCGGCCUGCCCUGCCUGAGGACCGCGCUCCUGGUGGGGGGCCUGCCUGUGCCCCCCCAGCGGCACCGCCUGCGCCAGCGCAUUCAGGUUAUCAUAGCAACUCCUGGGCGACUUCUGGAUAUAAUAAAGCAGAGAUCUGUAGAACUCGGCAGUAUAAAAAUUGUAGUAGUGGAUGAAGCUGACACCAUGUUAAAGAUGGGCUUUCAGCAGCAAGUGCUGGACGUUCUGGAGCAGCUGCCUCACGACUGUCAGACCAUCCUGGCGUCAGCCACGAUCCCGGCCAGCGUGGAGCAGCUCGCCAGCCAGCUCCUGCGCGACCCCGUGGCGAUCACCGCCGGGGAGAGGAACCGGCCCUGCCCGAGCGUGCGCCAGAUCGUCCUGUGGGUGGAAGAGCCAGCCAAAAAGAAAAAACUGUUUGAAAUCUUGAACGAUAAGAAACUCUUCAAGCCUCCAGUGUUGGUUUUUGUGGACUGCAAGCUGGGAGCAGAUCUGUUGAGCGAGGCCGUGCAGAAAGUGACGGGUCUGCAGAGCGCCUCUGUGCACUCAGAUAAGACUCAGACGGAGAGGAAGAGCACGCUGGAGGGGCUGCUUGAAGGUGACUAUGACGUUGUGGUGAGCACAGGGGUCCUGGGAAGAGGCCUGGACUUGGUCAGCGUCAAGCUGGUGGUCAACUUCGACAUGCCCUCCAGCAUGGACGAGUACGUGCAUCAGAUUGGAAGAGUGGGGCGAUUAGGUCAACAUGGAACAGCGAUCACUUUCAUCAAUAACAACUCAAAAAGACUCUUCUGGGACAUUGCAAAACGCGUGAAACCCACAGGGUCCCUUCUGCCCCCACAGCUGUUAAAUUCCCCGUACCUUCACGACCAGAGAAGAAAGGAGCAGCAGAAAGACAGACAGACGCAGAGCGAUCUGGUUACGGGGGCCAAUCUUAUGGACAUUAUCAGAAAGCACGAUAGAAGCAGUGCUCAGAAGUGAUUUGUUACACCACCUUGAAUCACUUUUACUGUGUACCGUCAGUGAAAGUUCUGUGCACUGUUACUGUGUGGGUUGAUAAAUGCGACAUGUACCUGAAACAGAAAAUUAACAUGAUGUAAAAAGUUUUAAUAAUUGUUUAUACAGCCAUAUUGUAUUUAUUUACCUUUUAAAUUUUCCUAAAUUA